Aspergillus campestris IBT 28561 is the source of this 1083-nucleotide messenger RNA. Its product is annotated as fructose-bisphosphate aldolase FBA1. The transcript has 3 exons. Lineage: Eukaryota; Fungi; Ascomycota; Eurotiomycetes; Eurotiales; Aspergillaceae. The record is from RefSeq and is a predicted model, not a curated record. Gene Ontology annotation, cellular component: cytosol. The coding region runs from base 1 to 1083 and encodes 360 amino acids. Gene Ontology annotation, molecular function: fructose-bisphosphate aldolase activity; zinc ion binding. Gene Ontology annotation, biological process: gluconeogenesis; glycolytic process.
AUGGGUCUCUUGGAACAGCUCUCCCGCAAGUCCGGCGUCAUCGUCGGUGAUGACGUUCUCCGUCUCUUCCAGUACGCCCAGGAGAAGAAGUUUGCCGUCCCGGCCAUCAACGUUACCUCCUCCUCCACCGUGGUCUCCUCCCUCGAGGCUGCCCGCGACCAGAAGUGCCCCGUCAUCCUGCAGCUCUCCCAGGGUGGUGCCGCCUACUUCGCCGGUAAGGGCGUCGACAACAAGGACCAGGCUGCCUCCAUUGCCGGUGGUAUCGCCGCUGCCCACUACAUCCGCAGCAUUGCCCCCGCCUACGGCAUCCCCGUCAUCCUGCACACCGACCACUGCGCCAAGAAGCUGCUGCCCUGGUUGGACGGUCUGCUCGAUGCCGAUGAGGCCUACUUCAAGCUCCACGGCGAGCCCCUCUACUCCAGCCACAUGAUCGAUUUGUCCGAGGAGGACGUCGACUACAACAUCCAGACCACCGCCGCUUACCUCAAGCGUGCUGCCCCCAUGAAGCAGUGGCUCGAGAUGGAGAUCGGUAUCACCGGUGGUGAGGAAGAUGGUGUCAACAACGAGGAUGUCGACAACAACUCGCUGUACACCCAGCCCGAGGACAUCCUGGCCAUCCACAACGCCCUGGCCCCCAUCAGCCCCUACUUCUCGAUUGCCGCUGGAUUCGGCAACGUGCACGGUGUCUACAAGCCCGGCAACGUCCGCCUGCACCCGGAGCUGCUGCAGAAGCACCAGAAGUACGUGCAGGAGAAGCUGGGCGCCAAGAGCGACAAGCCCAUCUUCUUCGUCUUCCACGGCGGCUCGGGCUCCUCCAAGAACGAGUACAAGGAGGCCAUCGGCUACGGCGUCGUCAAGGUCAACGUCGACACCGACAUGCAGUACGCCUACAUGACCGGUGUCCGCGACUACGUCCUCAACAAGAAGGACUACCUCAUGACCACCGUCGGCAACCCCGACGGUGCCGACAAGCCCAACAAGAAGUACUUCGACCCCCGCGUGUGGGUGCGCGAGGGUGAGAAGACCAUGAGCAAGCGUGUGCAGGAGGCCCUGGAGGACUUCAACACUGCUGGCCAGCUGUAA